Molecule: messenger RNA, 2016 nt
Organism: Dendronephthya gigantea
Lineage: Eukaryota; Metazoa; Cnidaria; Anthozoa; Malacalcyonacea; Nephtheidae
Product: arginine/serine-rich coiled-coil protein 2-like
Exons: 8
Coding region: 98-1579 (493 amino acids)
Source: RefSeq, a predicted model, not a curated record
AUAGGAAAAAUGAAAUUUGUAAACGCUAAAAUUUCAAUUUCAUUUCGAGGUAAAGUGGAAGGAUAUCAUCCGGGAAUCGUUCUAAAAAUAAACCAAGAUGGACGCUCAUUUGGUUGGAUAUGGGAGUUCUUCUGACGAGGAAGGAACGUCGAAAAAACACAGAAUGGAGUCACAAAAAAUGAGGCAUUUUCCAAAAGACAGAAACUUCAGAAAACGUUCUUCGUCACCAGAAGACAAGGAUGAACUUUAUGAACCAGAAAUUGCAUUGAUGAACAAUGGUCCACAAAUACCACAAGAUAUCGGAGAUGAACUACAUAUGGACUCGGAACAGACGUCUCCUGGUAAUGUACAAAAUUGUUUGAGAUCCACUUCUCCAAGUCCAGUAAAACAUCUCCCAGGAUCGGAUGAACCAAACCAAACGCAUAGAAAGAGUCAAAGCAGAAGUCCUACGUCAGAGAAAGAGACCAGGUCGAAUAUUGAUGAAUUUGGUUGUCAAAUACGACACCCUUCCAAACCAGAGGAUGAAGACCGCGUUGGAGGACGGGAUAUCAAGAGAUCAUCGUCACGUGAUCGUAGACGGUCAAGAAGUCGAAGUAAAAGUCACGAUCAUAAGGAGAGGCGAGGAUCACUGCGAGACGAUAAGGACGGAAAACGGAGGGAAAGUAGAGACAGAAGUCCCCGUUCAAAGAAAGAUAGAAGUCCUAGAAAAGCUCGAGAUGGGAGUCCUGGAAAAGAUGCAAGUCCUAGAAAGGAUAGGGGUUCGAGAAAGGAUCGGAGUCCAAGAAGAGAACGAAGUCCCAAAAGGGAUCGGAAUCGUAGAAGGGAGCGAAGUCCUAGAAAUGAUCGGAGUCCGAGAAAGGAUCGAAGUCCUAGAAAAGAUAAAAGUCCUAGAAGAGGAAACCGGAGUCCUAGAAGAGACCGAAGUCCCCGUCGUGGAGAUCGUAGUCCCAGGAGGGGUGGGGACAGGAGUCCCAGGAGGGGUGGGGACAGGAGUCCCAGGAGGGGUGGAGACAGGGGGCGUGGUUCUACGAGAAGCUGGUCUCCGGAUCGUCCGCAAAAUAGACGUGAAAGGAAAGCGAUUUAUUUAGGAGGACCAGCCAAGCCAAUACCACAACCGAAGGAGAAGGAGACUAUGUCUUCAGAAGAGGUGAUGAAGAAACUCGCACAAAGACAGGAAUCUUUGAAGCAUGAGGCUCAGGCAAACGCCGCAACACAUAACUUGCCAAGUUACCUCAAUCCUUCAGUCGUGAAUCCACAGCUCUACGCUAAACAACAAGAGAAGAGAAAACUGCUCUGGAGCUCUAAGAAAAAAGAUGAGACGCCUACCAACACUGCCGUUUGGUCUGGGACGAAAUUUACAGGUGAUCAAGGGGGUGAAAUGGGUGCUAAAUUCCGGCGACUUAUGGGGAUAAAAGGGGAAGGAACAGCAGAGACAGAAGAUGGCCCCACGAAAGGAGAUCAAAUCUUAACAGACCUUGAGAAGGAGUUUGAACGAUCCAGAGCAUUUCAGCUGUCACGUGGAGCUGGGGGGAAAAGUGGUAUCGGAUUAGGCUAUGCUCCUGCCGGGUAUAACCAGUGAUAAUGAGGAAGAUAUGGCGCUGAUCUGCCUCGCGUAGAACCAAAUUGCUGUAGAUAUUUGACAAUGCUCGCAUUUUACCCCAUGAUGUCUUAGUACCGAAACGAAUCUGCUAAAUAUUGAUAUAUCAGAGAAGAUGUUCGUAUUUGGGGCAUUUGGAAGAACCAAUUCACUUCGCUCUAAGUUAACGCCAUCAGUUGUAUUGAUGUAAGAACUUUGUAUCAAUCUUUCGUUCGCUGUCUUUACAGGAUGCAUUUCACGUGUACCAUAAAACAUUGCGUGAAAAUAAUGCGAGAAAAAUGAACCUUAGGACAGAUUAGAAAUGAAUUAUUUGCUCGACGGCCGUUCAGCUAAAUGAUUACUUAAUGAUUAAUGUAUGCACGCGGUGGUCAAAAUAACUAGUUGCAGACUGUCUGACAUAUAACUCUCUUUUUAAUCAA